AUUUAAAAAUUGGCUUGCAGUUUUAGUAAUGAAACAUUAAUUUAGUUCGUUCCAACACGCAUUAUAAGUGCGAGUUACAGUGAUGUUCCUCAAUUAAAGACGCUGUCAUUCAUAGAGAUUAUUUGUUACGGUUCUCAUGAAUGAUUGCAGAUGAUUCAGUGGUGAGCAAGUACAACAAAAAUAUUUUGAACUGAAAAUUUUCCUAAUCCGGAAUAUGCGUUAUAAGUGAUGAACGGAACGGAAUAAGCCUUGAUGAUUACAUGACAUGAAAAUUGCUUCAAUUUGAAGAUUUGUUAUAGAACACCUUAAAAUAUGGUGUCUUGGGCAGGAAACAUUCAGGAUGAUCCAGUUCGACGCACGGUUUUGGAAGGGCAUGCGGCACUGGAACGAACAGCGGACAGUUUGGCACGUUCCCAGGCAAUUGCAGCUGAAACUGAGACACUAGGAGGAGAAGUGAUCGCUGAGCUGGGGGAGCAGAGGGAGAGUUUGUUGAGAAGUAAGAGGAGGCUGGCAGAAACAGAUGAUGAACUGACACGGUCUAGAUCAUUAAUGCACAAAAUAGCAUGUCAUGCUAUAAAAAAUAAGGCAAUUCUUAUCAUACUGAUUGUGCUUGAAGUUGCCAUUCUUUCUAGUAUUGUAUAUAUGAAAUGGUUUAGGAAGUAGUUCCUGAUCAUUUGGUCUCUGCCACCAAGAAUGUGAAUGCAGUUUUGUAUAAGAUUUUGAUAUGAAUAAUAAUGAAUUUUUUUCCAUUUUCAUGCAGUUGUCAUGUAUUGUAUUUGUAUAAAUAAGUGAAACCCAUAAGUUUCACUACUUUUAUUUUUAAUAAGCUCAGUGAAGCAAUGGAACUGUGAGAUA
This is a messenger RNA of Schistocerca piceifrons (Central American locust), 855 nucleotides long. It is a transcript of the gene Vti1b, whose product is annotated as vesicle transport through interaction with t-SNAREs homolog 1B. NCBI's taxonomy places the organism in Eukaryota, Metazoa, Arthropoda, Insecta, Orthoptera, Acrididae. The transcript is spliced from 3 exons. Gene Ontology annotation, molecular function: SNAP receptor activity; SNARE binding. Gene Ontology annotation, biological process: regulation of protein localization to plasma membrane; vesicle fusion with Golgi apparatus; Golgi to vacuole transport. The coding region runs from base 313 to 663 and encodes 116 amino acids. The record is from RefSeq and is a predicted model, not a curated record. Gene Ontology annotation, cellular component: late endosome membrane; endoplasmic reticulum membrane; Golgi apparatus.